AUGGCCAACACAACCCUGGGGAUCAACAUGUGCCCUCCGCCAUUUUAUGAUGCCGCUAUAUUCCCUGACACUGGUGGAUUCAUCGAUGGCCGGCUCUGCAAGCAGAUAGGCAGUACUGUGUGCUGCCUACCUUGUCCUAUGACUGACUGGGUUUAUCCCGAACGAUUCGAGACAUUAACUUCAGUUGCAAACUGGGUAUCGCUCGCUAGCCAGAUAUGCUGUAUUUUCUUACUUCUAUCAUGGGCAUGCCUCCCCGUUGAAAAAACCAACCGGCAUUACUUGAGCAUAUGCCUGACCAUUGCCAUUCUACUUAUGAACAUGGGUUUUGUGGUUCCCCUCGUAGCACAGCCAGAGCAAUGUUACAACGAAAUUACACCGCACAGCAUGUACACCAGCAAGGUCUGUGGUGCCUCUGGUACCUUUAUCCUUCUUGGAGGCUGGGCGGGUGUCAUGUGGGUGUUCCUUAGAUCGGUAUCUCUCCACCUUCAGAUUUGCUGGCAAGUCCUCGUUGGCAAGAACUUUAUGAUUUUCGCCCAAGCAGCCGGCUGGGGAGUUCCUAUUCUGGGAAUCGUUCUGGCCCUCGUCUUUAGUGGUGUCUCGUUCCGUUUUGGCAAGACAUGUCACAUCAACCACGAGAACAGCUUGGCUGACUUUUGGAUUCCCCUUCUCCUUUUUGCUGGACUGACAGUCAUCAUCACAUUCGCCACUUUUGGUUACUGUAUCAAGGUCUACCUAGCAUCCUUGUCCGAUAAUGGAGCAUCCUCUGAGGGUUCCAGUCUGCCUACUUACACGCACAGCGUCAAGACCAUGAGCCCACGACAAGUUUACCGCCGAGUUCGCCGUGUUAUCGCCCAUCAGUGGCGCGGAAUUGCCAUUGUACUGAUCAUUAUCGCCGACGUCAUCUUCUUUUCAGUGGUUUUCGUCUUCCAAGACAACGUUGUUCAGUCUGUUGCGGACGAUCCUGAUAAGGCAAAUGAUUGGGUUGGAUGUCUUUAUCUUACAAAGGGCAAAAAGGAAGAUUGCUUUGAUGAGGCAUCCGGCCUAGUUAUCAACGAAGCAACCGUGACAGCUGUGCUUCUUCUCUUAGCGUUCAACGGUAUGUGGCUAGUCCUCUUCCUGGGACGAUGGUCUAUGGUCCACGGUUGGAUGGACUUGAUCAAGCGACCCUUUGUCCGAAGCAAGAAGGAGUUCGUGUCAGUCGACGCGCGUGUCGACGUCAAGAGCCAGCCUCGCUCGUACGAGAUGCUCUCAAGAGAUUCGAGCGCUGCAGUAACACCCGUCUAUCCAACGGCCAAGUCUCCAGAAGAUGGACGAAGAACACCAGACUACUUUGGCAGCACGGCUCGCUAUCAUGCGCCUGCUAGAUCUUUCUCAAGCCCUAGGCCACUACCGGGCCAGGACGCGGAUUCAUCCCCACUACCGAUCUACAACAAAGAGAUGAACCCUCUCGGUAUGAACCGAACAUAA
Fusarium pseudograminearum CS3096 is the source of this 1467-nucleotide messenger RNA. RefSeq lists its product as uncharacterized. Gene Ontology annotation, biological process: cell surface receptor signaling pathway; G protein-coupled receptor signaling pathway. Gene Ontology annotation, molecular function: G protein-coupled receptor activity. Lineage: Eukaryota; Fungi; Ascomycota; Sordariomycetes; Hypocreales; Nectriaceae. Bases 1 to 1467 code for a protein of 488 amino acids. The transcript is spliced from 4 exons. Gene Ontology annotation, cellular component: membrane. The record is from RefSeq and is a predicted model, not a curated record.